This is a messenger RNA of Paraglomus occultum, 543 nucleotides long. The record is from the annotation of a GenBank genome assembly. Lineage: Eukaryota; Fungi; Glomeromycota; Glomeromycetes; Paraglomerales; Paraglomeraceae.
AUGUCGAACUCCACAACUACCUUAGCCACUAAUUCAAACGAAACUGUUGAUGAUGUAGCCGAGUUAGUACAUAACUUCGAUUGGGCGUCUACUCCAUUGGGGCCUAUGGACAGUUGGCCUCGCUGGUUGAAAUUCGUAACCAAUUUGUGUCUGAAUACCGCGUAUCCCAUGGUUUUGUACAUUGGAGAAGAUAGAAUUUUUAUAUAUAAUCAAAUGUGGGUACCACUCAUCCAGGCUAAUCAUCCUUGCAUAGGGACGUCGGCGACCCUAACAUAUCCUGAAGCACGCGAUUUUUUAGUACCAUUGUUUAAUGCAGCUCUUAGAGGAGAAGGCAAAUACAUUGAAGAUUUCUGUCCCUAUGUUAUUCGAUCGGGUUACAAAGAAGAAGCAUACUUUACUUGGACUCUCAGCCCAAUAUAUACUGACACGGGAGAAAUAGGAGGAUUGAUUUCGUUGGCGACGGAAACGACGGAAAAAGUGCUCACAAAUAGAAGACUGAAAAUGUUCAGGGAUCUGGCUAAUGGAACGCAAGGCAACUAUUGA